AAGCCAUGCUACGAUUGCCAGGGCACUCACGCAACAUACCGCUGUUCCGACUGUUUCAACGGCCCUCUCCUCUGUCGGGGAUGUAUCGUAGUCUCGCACGCACGCAAUCCACUCCAUCGAAUAGAAGAAUGGAAUGGCAAGUACUUUCAGCGCAAAUCUCUCCAUGACGUUGGGCUCGUCUUCUCGGUGGGUCACCACGGCCGGCCGUGCCCUUCUGCGAUCACCCAUCAAACAUCCCAGCUUACGGUCGUGCACACCACUGGGAUCCAAUCGAUCAACAUUCAAUACUGCGGGUGCCGCCGGGCGGGUCAACCACCAGUUGAGCACCCACUUCAGCUUUGGAACGCAGGCUUCUGGCCAGCGUCGUUCUCCCGACCACAGACUGUCUUCACCGUCCAUUCCCUUCGGUUCUUCACCCAUCUCACGUUUCAAGCUAAAACGACUGCUCACGAUUAUUACGGCACACUGCGACGCAUGACAUCGAACGCCUUCUUCGGAGAUGUAAAGAACCGAUACCGAGAGUUCUUGAGUUCGCACCGCCAGUUCACAUACAUUCAAACAUUGAAGAGAUUCGCGGUCAACGUCCAGAGCAAACCGGACCCUGGAAGCCUCGCGUUGCGUUGCCCAGCCUGUCCUCAACCUGGCGUCAACAUGGAUCCCGACUGGAAGACCCGCGCUGAGAAUGAUUGGUACAAGGACGCUCUGCACUACGCGAAAGACGGGAACUUCAGCCUCCAUCAACAUGACAAGAAGAUGGACCCGUUGGACUUCCCGUUGAUGAACGGCGGGGCGUACUACGUUGACAGCGACAAAUACCAGGAGUAUCUAGACAAAAUGAAGGUAUAUGCAGAUGCCCAAGACGAGACGACAACAUGCAGCAAUUUCAACGCACUGUCCGAUCGCUACAAAGGGAAGAUCAAGACCGGCCAGGUUAGCCUCUCGUGCACACGCCACGGCUUCGUGCUCCCCUGCGGAACCGUUGACUUACAUAUCGGGGAACGCUACGCCAACGUCGACUACGCGACACUGUCCGGCCUUCAAUGGUUUAUGUCGCUCUGGCUCUGGAUCAGCUCGUACGACGUCAACUGCAAGUAUGGCUUGAACUGGUGGCACCGCGUCAAGCAAAUCGCCACGGCGUUACCUUCAGUACCGGGCGUCACGGCCGCCAAGGAAUUGUGGCCCACCAUACGGCGGUGCGUGCCCAAAUUUCACGCACCGUCGCACACAGGAAUCUGCCGGUACCUGUGCUCGUUCUACUACAUGCCUGGUGUGGGCAACACGGACGGCGAGUCGGUUGAGCGCAGGUGGGCAGCGCAGAACGCCAUAGGCCGAUCUGUGCGUGAAAUGGGCCCAGGCCAUCGGCAGGACGUCCUCGACGCACACAAUUCGGACUUCAACACACAGAAGAUG
Fomitopsis serialis is the source of this 1410-nucleotide messenger RNA. RefSeq lists its product as uncharacterized. The annotation marks the transcript as partial. The transcript has 2 exons. The record is from RefSeq and is a predicted model, not a curated record. Lineage: Eukaryota; Fungi; Basidiomycota; Agaricomycetes; Polyporales; Fomitopsidaceae.